GCAGGUUUUUUACCAUGGCUUUAGUUGCUGUCAGCAUCACCUUUCUCUCUGUGGUACACACGAGAAUCAGUGAAAAGCUGUUUGAGUUCAUGCAAGUAGUUAGUAAUUACCUAGCACCACCCAUUGCUGCCACCUUCUUUCUUGCCAUAUUUUCCACAAGAGUCACUGAACAGGGUGCCUUCUGGGGGCUGACUUGUGGACUUCUCAUUGGCUUCAUUCGAUUGAUGCUUGAGUUGGCCUACAAACCCUGGAGCUGCUCAGAAAACAGCAGGUGUCCUGUGAUUAUCUGUGGGGUGCAUUACCUCUACUUUACCAUAUUCCUCUUCUUGAUCAGCCUAUUAAUCAUCAUGAUAAUUUCCACAUUCACAGACCCGAUUCCGGACAAAUAUCUCCACCGGCUCUGUUGGAGUUUACGAAACAGCCUAGAGGAAAGGGUACUUCUGCAUACAGAAAUACUAAGGAGGAAAAGCAAACCCCAAGUUUACUCAGACAUAUUCCUGGAGGAACGGAGCUGCAUCUGGAAGAUUUGGUCUGUUUUCUGUGGCUUGGAGCUACAAGAAACCAAAUGUGUUAUAGAAGUAGCAACCAAGGAGAAGACAGAUCAUGAUGAAACAAAACAGAAACAGAUCUUUGAAGGGAUAAUGUUCGGAGACUUGAUAUUGAAAGAUAAAAGUAGAAGACAAGAAAGGAGAAAGAAUAGUGAGAAACCAAGUUCAUCCACCUGGAAAAAUAUUACCAGUGCCAUUGGGAUUUUCUUGAUAUUGGUCGCAGUCAUCUUACAUAUCUUCUUCCUCUAAAGCCUCUGAGGCCCCAGGGCGUCUGGGAAGAGUGCCUCUCAGACUUCCUCAUCAUAGAGAAGGGUUUCCUACCAGAAGACUCACAGAUAUAGGACCAAGAAUUACCCUAGUGAACAUGUUCCCUCAGUGUAACACAUCAAGUGCCAACAGCUGCAGAGCACUCAUGCCUACAGGACAGAGCAAAGUCCAUUCCCAAAGAAGAGAUUUAUGCAAAUGAGAACAUCUGUGACUUUACAAAAUGAGUCAUUUUUCUCCAAAUGGCACUACUGCAUAAACAGUGACUUUCACUUUAAAUUUAAUUUUGGCUUUUUAUCACAGAUAUAUUUGGGAUUUUUGCUUGUGUUUACUUUGCUGGCACCAUUUUCUUCCUAUCACUAACUUCCAUUGGCUUUCUCUCUCUCUUUUAAAGGCACAGUCCUGUGUUAUAGAUGCUACAUUAUAUGAGCCCUACCCCAACUGUGAUUUACACACACACACACACACACACACACACCACACACACCACACACACCAUGUGCUGUGUCCACUGCUGAUGACCACACAGGCCAGCUGGAGCCAAAGCUGCUGGCUGAUGGAAACUUGCUGUUGCCACAACCAGCGAUUAGGACUGAAACAAUCUCUGCCCUGAGGAGCAGCCGAUGCCCUCCCUACAACUCAGCACUGUUGUGUUGCUGCCAUAUGGGUGAGAAGGAAAUCUCCCUCCUGCCCAAAUUCUUCCCAGUCCUUCCCCAGAAUGCCUGCGAUUAAGGCAGGACCAGGAGUUGGUGUCCUUUUAGCUGUCAAGUGUAGAUUCCUUCUAGCCUAUGUCUCUGCAAAGAUUUCCUAAGCCUCUCCUUCCUUUUCCUUCACCUCAGACCAAAAUAAAUCAUUUUGUCUUUAGCAAAAAUUUUGAGAGCCUUAAACUGAAUUGGAGGAGACCCACCCAGCACCAUAGUCACACACUGAGGGUGAACUCACAUAACCAGCCAGCCUCCUGCCCCUAGUUGACUUCUUCAGCUGACAAUUUUUGUGCCUUCUCUGUGCCACCUACUGCAAGCAAAUAACCAUGAGCAGAAGCAUGGUCUAUGGGCAAAACAGACAAUGGAACACUCGCAAUGAAAA
Erinaceus europaeus (western European hedgehog) is the source of this 1898-nucleotide messenger RNA. Its product is annotated as sodium/glucose cotransporter 1-like. The transcript is spliced from 4 exons. Gene Ontology annotation, molecular function: D-glucose:sodium symporter activity. The coding region runs from base 15 to 797 and encodes 260 amino acids. The record is from RefSeq and is a predicted model, not a curated record. Gene Ontology annotation, cellular component: plasma membrane. NCBI's taxonomy places the organism in Eukaryota, Metazoa, Chordata, Mammalia, Eulipotyphla, Erinaceidae. Gene Ontology annotation, biological process: transmembrane transport; sodium ion transport.